Didymodactylos carnosus is the source of this 1110-nucleotide messenger RNA. NCBI's taxonomy places the organism in Eukaryota, Metazoa, Rotifera, Eurotatoria, Philodinida, Philodinidae. The record is from the annotation of a GenBank genome assembly.
AUGAGUACUCGGACUCUGGGAAAUUAUGAUGGUCAACGAACUAGUUAUUCGGCGGAAACUCUACAGAAUUAUAACAUAACUCCCGGUAGCUAUUUUAUUCACAGUGGGUUUCAGUUCACUUGGCCCAACGUCCCCGCUGGACAGCCAAAUAACGUUGAAACAAUGGGUCAAUCAAUUGCGUGCAAUGGCAUAAGUGCUUCGGCCUUGGGUAUUAUUGGAAGCGCUGAACAAGGAGCAUCAUUUGGUCCACUCGUCAUCCAAUACACUGAUGGUACCAAUCAAUCAAAUAAUCUGUCAUUUACGGAUUGGACAAACUCGAAUCCGCCAGCAGGUACACAAGAUAUAGUCUCGUCAGGAGUGCGCUAUGAGUGCCCGGGUGGCACGUGCACGAAUUCAACCGUCGUUGUUUGCCUAUUUCUGGUAACAUUCACAUUGGAUUCAUCACGAUCACUUCAGGCAAUAACACUACCGAAUAAUACUCAUUUGCACAUAUUUGCAUUGGGAACACCUUGUAAUACGUUAUCAACAACACCAACACCCACUACCACCGCAACAACAACACCUACAUGUUUAACAAUGGUUUCUUAUCCACCUCCAGUAGCUGAUGCCGUUGCGGCAGCAGGAACGUAUGGAACAAACGUGGUGAUAAACGGUGAUGCUGAAACAGGUCCCUGUGCUUCAGCUUAUGGUGCUAGUUCAACUCCCACAAGUUGGACACCCGCGGGAACAAUAACACAAGCCGCAUAUACAAAUUCGACUGCAAAUUCUGAUCAAACCUUCACAACGCCUGGUCCGAGCUCAGCAAUCGAUAAUAAUAUGGUGACAUAUAAUUUAUCAGCUUGGUUAGGUGGCAUUCUUGCACAAGAUGAUUCUGCAGCUGUCUCAUUUACAUUUCUUGAUAAGUGCUAUGGUCUUCUGGGAACAAGUGGAACAAUCGGUCCCGUAAAAGCUGUUGAUCGUUCGAGUCUAACAGAAUUGCUGUAUCGUUCAACAAGUGGUUCAGUAUUACCCAAUACCCGUUAUGUCAAUAUUCAAGUAGUAAUAACAAGAUUUUCAGGAAGUACCUCCAAUGGAGACGUUGAUGAUAUUUCGCUGGUAUUUUUUAGUUGA